Messenger RNA from Cyprinodon variegatus (sheepshead minnow), 5238 nucleotides. RefSeq names its product ATPase, Ca++ transporting, plasma membrane 3 (gene atp2b3b). The record is from RefSeq and is a predicted model, not a curated record. Gene Ontology annotation, biological process: calcium ion transmembrane transport; regulation of cytosolic calcium ion concentration. NCBI's taxonomy places the organism in Eukaryota, Metazoa, Chordata, Actinopteri, Cyprinodontiformes, Cyprinodontidae. The transcript has 27 exons. Gene Ontology annotation, molecular function: P-type calcium transporter activity; ATP hydrolysis activity; ATP binding. Bases 863 to 4822 code for a protein of 1319 amino acids. Gene Ontology annotation, cellular component: membrane; intracellular membrane-bounded organelle.
CUCUCUCUCUCUCUCCAUCUCUCUCAGUCAUCCUCGGUGUCUCUCUCUCCUGAAUCCGCCGCAGAACUCCGCCGACCAGCCGCCAGGUGACUGCGCGGAGCCAAAUCUCCAUCAGCACCGCCGCCGCCACUGUUGUCGUCGUCUUUCAUCCCCCCCUCCCCUCCCCCGGCUCCUUCGGACUCCAGGGGACCGGAGCUACCGCAUCCCUGCAUCCUCACCCCGCAUCCUCUCAUCCGGUUCGGGACGUUCUCCGCUCCACGCACACGCAGAUUAACGGGGAUUCUGCCUCCCCGCCCGGACUCUGAUGCUGAUGUCCUUGAGCUCGGCCUGCGCGGUGAGUCGGUGCCGGUGCAGCAGUAGCUGCCUCUAAGCUGGAUCUGCUUCCUGCCUGGGAUCUACCAGCCGACGUCGCCCUCUCUCCAUCCAUUGCUUUAUUCCCGUCCGCCAGCAUGUCCGUCCGUUUGUCCAUGGACCAGCCGUGACCCAGGAGGGAGGGGGACAGAGUGCCGUCGCCGUGGAGACGAAGGAGGAGAAAGCUGGAUUCAUUCAGACGUUACGUAUCUGAAGUGCUCCUGCUUGCUGUCCUUCAUCCUCCUCACCCUCCUCCCCUUCCUCCCUCAGUUAUGGAGAUUUAAAGGAGCAGUGGGAGGUUAGGUCAAGACAGAUAGGAGGGAGAAAAGACAACCAAGACCUAUUUAUUGCCCUAAGCAAGAAUAAAGGAGAGUGGAAGGUGAUUCAUUCAGUCACUUGGUCUAAAUAAAAACAUUUGAAGCACAUGAGCAGCUCUUCACCUGCGGACGGAAGGAGGAGCUGAGCCGAGCACGGACAGAAAGAACCAAAACAGAGAAAGUAUCUUACUGACAUGUCAACAACAGCAACAAUGGGGGAAAUGGCCAACAGCGCUGUGGAGUUUUAUCCCAAAGGGACUAGAGGCAGGGGCGGAGGAGGAGGAAGGGCAGAUGGCAGCCUGGCAGGGGGAGACUUUGGGGUCACAGUGAAGGAGCUAAGGGAGCUGAUGGAGCUGCGAGGAGCUGAUGCUCUACAGAAGAUCCAGGACUGUUAUGGAGACACAGACGGCCUGUGCCAGAGACUACAAUCCAGCACCACUAAUGGUGUCAGCGGUGACCCAGCAGACCUGGAACGUCGAUAUCAAGCUUUUGGCCGGAACUUCAUUCCCCCAAAGAAGCCGAAGACGUUCCUGGAGCUGGUGUGGGAGGCUCUGCAGGACGUCACCCUCAUCAUCUUGGAGGCCGCUGCCAUCAUUUCCCUCGGUCUCUCCUUCUACCAGCCGCCGGGGAAGGAAAGCGAAUUGUGUGGGGAAGUCAGUUCUGGAGCAGAGGAUGAAGGGGAGGCUGACGCAGGCUGGAUCGAGGGCGCGGCCAUCUUGCUUUCUGUUGUAUGUGUUGUCCUGGUGACGGCGUUUAACGACUGGUCCAAAGAAAAACAAUUUCGAGGUCUGCAGAGUCGGAUUGAGCAGGAACAAAGGUUUGCAGUGGUUCGGAAAGGAAACGUCAUCCAGAUUCCGGUGGCCGACAUGGUGGUGGGAGACAUGGCUCAGGUCAAAUACGGUGACCUUCUUCCUGCUGACGGUAUCUUGGUCCAAGCCAACGACCUGAAGAUCGACGAAAGCUCCCUGACAGGAGAGUCUGACCAUGUCCGCAAAUCUGUGGACAAGGACCCCAUGCUGCUCUCAGGUACCCAUGUGAUGGAGGGCUCAGGCAGGAUGCUGGUAACAGCCGUAGGCGUCAACUCACAGACGGGCAUCAUCUUCACCCUGCUUGGUGCAGGAGACGUAGAGGAGGAGGGAAAAGAAAAGAAAGGAAAACAAGCUGAUGGAGCUGUGGAGAACAAUCAGAAUAAAGCCAAGAAGCAGGAUGGGGGAGUUGCUAUGGAGAUGCAGCCCUUAAAGAGCGCAGAGGGAGGAGAAGUGGAGGACAGAGAGAAGAAGAAGACCAGCGUUCCAAAGAAGGAGAAGAGCGUGUUGCAGGGGAAGCUGACCAAACUGGCCGUUCAGAUUGGCAAAGCAGGUUUGGUGAUGUCAGCCAUCACUGUCAUCAUUCUAGUGCUCUACUUUGUCAUAAACACGUUUGUUGUCAAAGGUCGCACGUGGCUUCCAGAAUGCACUCCCAUUUACGUCCAGUAUUUUGUCAAGUUCUUUAUAAUCGGAGUGACGGUGCUGGUGGUGGCCGUCCCAGAAGGCUUACCUCUCGCUGUCACCAUCUCUCUGGCCUACUCUGUCAAGAAAAUGAUGAAGGACAACAACCUAGUACGGCAUCUGGAUGCAUGCGAGACCAUGGGCAACGCCACGGCCAUCUGCUCCGACAAGACCGGCACGCUCACCACCAACCGGAUGACUGUGGUCCAGCUUUACGUAGGUGAUGCUCACUAUCGCGUGAUCCCAGACCCUGGACAGGUCAACCCUCACACUCUGGAUCUGCUGGUCAAUGCCAUCGCCAUCAACAGCGCCUACACCUCCAAGAUCUUACCGCCGGAUGUGGAGGGAGGUCUCGCCAAGCAGGUGGGGAACAAAACAGAGUGCGGCCUUCUGGGAUUGAUCUUAAACCUUCAGCGGGACUACGCCACCGUCAGAGAGCAGAUCCCGGAGGAGAAACUCUACAAGGUUUACACGUUCAACUCGGUGCGUAAAUCUAUGAGUACUGUAAUCAAGCUGCCUGAUGGGACCUUCCGCCUCUACAGCAAAGGAGCUUCUGAGAUCAUGCUGAAGAAGUGUUCCUACAUCCUGGAUGCCAACGGAGAAGCUCGCAGCUUCCGUCCACGCGACAGAGAUGAAAUGGUCAAACAGGUGAUUGAACCCAUGGCCUGUGAAGGGUUGAGGACCAUCUGCAUAGCUUACCGUGAUCUGCCACCAAAUCCAGAGCCAGAAUGGGACAACGAGGCUGAGAUAGUGACUGAGCUGACCUGCAUAACCGUGGUGGGGAUAGAGGACCCUGUGCGGCCUGAGGUGCCGGAAGCCAUCCGGAAGUGUCAGCGCGCCGGCAUCACGGUGCGAAUGGUAACCGGUGACAACAUCAACACAGCGAGGGCCAUCGCUGCCAAGUGUGGUAUAAUCAACCCUGGAGACGACUUCAUCUGUCUGGAGGGGAAAGAGUUUAACCGACGAAUCAGGAACGAGAAAGGGGAGAUUGAACAGGAACGCAUCGAUAAAAUCUGGCCCAAACUGCGCGUUUUGGCUCGAUCCUCUCCGACAGACAAGCACACACUGGUUAAAGGCAUCAUUGACAGCCUUGCUGUGGAACAGAGGCAGGUUGUUGCAGUAACAGGAGACGGGACUAACGACGGACCCGCUUUGAAGAAGGCUGACGUGGGCUUUGCUAUGGGUAUCGCAGGGACAGACGUGGCCAAAGAGGCGUCCGACAUCAUCUUGACUGAUGACAACUUCAGCAGUAUCGUCAAAGCAGUGAUGUGGGGACGAAACGUCUACGAUAGCAUCUCCAAGUUCCUGCAGUUCCAGCUCACAGUCAAUGUAGUGGCUGUCAUCGUGGCCUUCACCGGCGCCUGCAUCACCCAGGAUUCUCCUCUGAAGGCGGUGCAGAUGCUUUGGGUGAAUUUGAUCAUGGACACGUUUGCCUCCCUCGCUCUGGCUACCGAGCCCCCCACUGAGGCCCUGUUGCUACGGAAACCCUACGGGCGAAACAACCCGCUCAUCUCUCUCACCAUGAUGAAGAACAUCCUGGGCCAUGGGGUCUACCAGCUGGUCAUCAUCUUCACUUUGCUGUUUAUAGGCGAGCGCAUCUUUAACAUCGACAGCGGCCGCAACGCGCCUCUCCAUUCCCCCCCCUCUGAGCAUUACACAAUCAUCUUCAACACCUUCGUCCUCAUGCAGCUUUUCAAUGAGAUCAACGCUCGCAAGAUCCACGGAGAGAGAAACGUCUUUGACGGCAUCUUUGCCAACCCCAUCUUCUGCUCCAUUGUUUUGGGGACCUUUGCAGUGCAGAUUGUGAUCGUGCAGUGGGGGGGGAAACCCUUCAGCUGUGCCCCCCUCAACGUGGAGCAGUGGCUCUGGUGUCUAUUUGUGGGAGUUGGAGAGCUUCUCUGGGGGCAGGUGAUCGCCACAGUUCCAACAGAGCGACUGCCAUGUCUGAAAGAGGCGGGGCUUGGCCUGGAGCCCGGGGAGGAGGAAGGGGAGGAGCUUGCCGAGGAUGAGGAGGAGAUUGACUGUGCAGAGCGAGAGCUGCGCCGCGGACAGAUCCUCUGGUUCAGAGGCCUUAACCGUAUCCAGACUCAGAUGGAGGUAGUGAGCACAUUCAAGCGAAGCGGUUCCUUUCAGGGAGCAGUGAGACGGCGCUCCUCCGUGCUCAGUCAGCUCCACGACGUAAACACUAUCUCUACCCCCUCUCACAUGCGAGUGGUGAAAGCCUUCCGUAGCUCGCUGUACGAGGGCCGGGAGAAGCCGGAAUCCCGCAACUCUAUCCACAACUUCAUGGCCCACCCAGAGUUCCUCAUCAACGACCUCAUCCAUAACAUCCCGCUGAUCGAUGACACUGACGUGGACGACGAAUCAGAGCUCAGCAGAUACCAGCACCUGCACCCGGCCCUCCGCAAACCGCCGCCUCCUCCGGCCCAGCCCCCGGCCCGCACCAGGCCGACCCGGCCCUACCGCCAGCACAGCCUUCCAGUGACCCCGUGUAACCGGAACAACAACAACAACAGCAGCAGCAGCUCACCGGGCCCCCGCAGCUACAGAAACAGCAGCAACAAAACGACCCACAAACAUCACCACAACCUCCCUGGGAGGCCCCGGCCUGCGGAGCCCCCCGCCCCCCACCCUGCACACCUCUUCUGCGUGGAGACGUCCUUAUAACGGGUCUGGGAGGGAGGGAAGGGCUGAGGACAUUUCCAUCCAGUCUCCCUCCAAACUAGCUCUGAAAAAAGGAACCCCCCCCAUCUAAUCCCUGAACAGUCAGGGUGGGGCUGGGACCCCCAGCAAACCCAGAACAGCUUCAGACUCAGUGUUCAUUCUGACCCCCCCACCCUGCCAAGCGCACUGCUCCACCCACCCUGAUGACUUCACCCGCGCCCCUCUCUGCUGCCCCCCCAUUAAUGUCCUGCUCUACAGGUUUCUGUCUCGUUCCAUUUCUCUGCUUUGUGUUUCGUCUUUUCUCAUAAAACAUACAUGAACAGAAAUGAGAAAAAUCCGAGAAACUGAACUGAAAGCCCCCCCCCCCCCCCUCUCCUUUUUGUCUGUUUGGUUCAAUGAUCUUGACCUACUGUGCCCCC